CAAUUUCCGACAUAUCUAGUUAAUGUCAGUCAAGUACCGUAUUUUAAAUAUGCACACCAAUUUACCACCGUUAAGAAAAUAAAAAUAAAUCACCGGCUAAUAAAUUUCCAGGGUGUAAUUAAACUACGCAAACGCAAACAAAAAUAAACAUGGCAGACAAUUCUUCAAAAAUAAUCAACCCGUUGAAGUAUCACCCAUGCGAUACUCCACGUGGUUGUACUUAUUAUGACACAGAAUACCUCACCGACUAUCAGCAGAUCAACUUGAAUCAACUAAAAAUUGCGACGAUUAAGAGUGAUGAGCGUUAUUUACGUAUGCAUCCAGAGAUUCGCGGUUUCGUUGCGUUGAUUACACGCUUCAUCUUCAGGCAACAACCACGCCGUGACAUCCCAUACAUGAUAAAACAAUUUUUUGAUCGUCCACGCGUCGAUAUUGAACGAGAAUUGGAUGAGUACAUCAAAAUGCGACAACCAGUUGAACCAGAAUUUGCACACGGCGAAGAAGAAGAAGAAGAUUUUAUUACGGACGAUUAUGAAAAGUUUAUUGAAACAAUGGGAACUUCGCUAGAAGAACCAAGUCAAUCAGUACAAAAGUCAAUAGCCGAAAAAGAGAAAGACAAAGAUGAACCUUCCGAAUUCAUCAGAGACCUAUUGAUUACUCAAGUGCGCACUUUUCCAUCGUCUGAAGUAAUUCGCAAAGAGCCUGUUGUGAAGUCGGCCUCCGAUGCUAUACAACCAGCGUUAUCUUCAAAUGUGCUUUUAUCGCUAGAAAGUAGCAUGUUUAUGAAUAUUCACCCCUUACCUACACGCCGUAGCACAGCUAAAUCUCGUGUCUCAAUUAUAUCCUUUAAGGGUGAAGACGACAUCGAACGCAAACUGUCUGUUGACAUAAAAAAUAAAAAGAAAAUGCACCAAAUGUCAUUGGAGCAAGAGCGGAAAUCGGAUCCGAAAAAAGAGGGUAGUGUAAAAUUAAAUUUAAGUGCGAACGAAUACCAUCACCAUGUUGAAGAUGAAGUAGAGACAGAAGGUGAAAGAAAAAAAGAAGGUGAAGGUGAGGGUGCAGGAGAAGGUAAAGGUAAAAAUAAAGGCAAAGAUAAGGAUGAAGGUCCAGGAGAAGUAGUAGAAGGAAACGCAGCAGGAGAAGUAGAAGAGGGAAAAGCAGUAGGACAAGGUGAAGGCAAAGGGGAAACAAUAAAAGAAACAGUGGGUGAAGAUGAAGGAAAAGGAGAAGGAGAAAAAGAUGAGGAAAGCGAAGCUGAAAAAAAAGCUGUAGGAGAAAAAGAAAAAGGGGAAGAAGUAGACACAGAAAGAGAAAGAGAGGCAGAAAGAGAAGCAGAAAAGGAAAAAGAGAGAGAAGAUGAACCAGAAAAAAAUAAGGGGGGAGAAGGAGAAGCGGAAGAAGAAAAAAGGGGAGAUGAUGGAAGCGGAGGAGAAAACAAAGUUGAAGAAGGGUAAAUUAAUAUUUAAAAUUGAAACUAAAUAAUUUGUCUCAAGAAAUAGACUGAAACUGUCGAAAUAUGUAGAUUUUACCAAAUACUUACCUAUCUUAAUAUAUAUAAAUCUCAUGUCACAA
Molecule: messenger RNA, 1572 nt
Organism: Dalotia coriaria
Lineage: Eukaryota; Metazoa; Arthropoda; Insecta; Coleoptera; Staphylinidae
Product: histone-lysine N-methyltransferase, H3 lysine-79 specific-like
Exons: 4
Coding region: 150-1454 (434 amino acids)
Source: RefSeq, a predicted model, not a curated record